Molecule: messenger RNA, 1008 nt
Organism: Sclerotinia sclerotiorum 1980 UF-70
Lineage: Eukaryota; Fungi; Ascomycota; Leotiomycetes; Helotiales; Sclerotiniaceae
Exons: 2
Coding region: 1-1008 (335 amino acids)
Source: RefSeq, a predicted model, not a curated record
AUGGCUCGACAAGAGCGUGAUCUGAAGUCCGCGAAGAUGCAAGCCGGUUCUCUGCGUGCCGUGAUCGAAACUUUGGAUGGUAAGCAUAGGUUGGAAAUGCAAAAGCAAAGGCUGGAAAUACAAAAUCAAAUGGACCAACUCAGUGAAAGCCAUCAAAAAGAAAUUGACUCCAUGAAACUGGAUAUCAAGGAAGCAGAAGCGAUACGCCAGAAGACUUCGACGGAUUUGCGUAAGAUGAGAGAGAAGAAUUCUGCGGUACAGACGGAGAGGAGAGAGCUUGGUCUAAAGUUAGCGGCAGUGAACGAAGAAGUGGCGAGGCUUACGGAAAACAUCUCGAUGUUGGAGAUCCAAAAGAGUUUUGCACUUACAAUGGAAGAGUUCUCCUCCAAUGAGCUAUACAAAUCAAGACAGGAGAAAUCUCAGUCAGCCUCAACUUCUCGACGCCUACAAGACCUGGAGCAAAAGUACGAUAGUCUCAAGGAUUAUUAUUGCACUAUGGAGGACAAGUAUAAUGAGCUCGAAGAUGACGCUGCUGGAUACCGCAGUGAGCUUCAAAAGUACAAAAAAUAUGCGGAAAGGUGCAGAAAGAAGCAGGAUACCAUUAAGAUCGAAUUGGAGCGUGUUGAGAGAAGACUCUACGAUAUGACCACAAAGCAUAUGUAUGUGCUUCAUAGCCGAGAUUCCAUAAAGCAAAUCUACCAGGAAUUGAAAAGGGUCCACGAUCCUAGGGAGCCACUGGUCAAGAUAGAAGUAGACAUACGCUUGCGUUUUCUGGACCAAGCUCGAGAAAUAGCCCUCAAUAUCCCCCGAGACGAGGCAGAUAUGGCUCUGAGAACGAAUGGCAACGUUGCUGCACAUAGAGGUAAUGCCGCUGCUGACGCUGCACUUUUCAAAUGUAAUCUAGUUCCGGAGGAGUACGAGGACAAGGCCGAGGGAUAUUCCAGGAGCUAUACAAACAGAAGUCAAGUGAGCACCCACUGUGGACUGGAAUUGUGGAAAGACAGAUAG